UUUUCGCCUAUUUAGCGAGGCGAAAAAUGGGCGCGUGUUGCUCCUGUCAUAGGGGCGCCACCAUUGGGAGGUUCGAUGUGGAGGAGGAGAGGAGGUUCGAGGACGGAAGCGUUGUGUUGAGAGGCGACGCCGGGGCCCGGGUCCGGCUUGAGGGAUCAUCCAAAUAUGUAUCCAUGUAUACACAGCAGGGUAGGAAAGGAGUCAAUCAAGAUGCCAUGACCGUUUGGGAGAGGUUUUCAGGUGAGAGAGACAUGUUCUUCUGCGGCGUGUUCGACGGGCAUGGGCCUGCCGGCCAUAGGGUGUCUCAUUACGUCCGCGAUUUCCUUCCCGCUAAGAUCUCUCAGCUCUACCGAGAUCCCACCGCCGCUGAUGAUGAUGAGGAUAAUGAUGAUGAUGAAGGUCACAAUCCGCUCUUUCGGUCGUGGAAGGCUUGCCUCACCAAGUGCUUCCACGACAUGGACAAUCUGCUCGAAAAGGAGAGCUCGGUUGAGUGCUAUUGCAGUGGCACUACUUCAGUUUGUGUCCUAAAAAAGGGAGAACACUUGAUCAUAUCGAAUCUAGGAGAUUCUCGAGCUGUGCUUUGCAAGAGGGGUGAUAGUAAUGAGGCUGUUGCAGAGCAAUUAACUGUUGAUCUCAAGCCAAAUGUGCCAAGUGAAGCGAAACGGAUAAUAAGCCGACGAGGACGAGUGCAAGCCAUGGAGGAAGAGCAGAACGUGUAUAGGAUUUGGAUGCCGGAUGAGGACUGCCCCGGCCUAGCCAUGGCUAGGGCCUUCGGAGAUUUCUGCUUGAAAGACUAUGGCCUUAUCUCCACCCCGGUCGUGUCCUAUCGGAAGCUCACUGAGCGAGACGAAUUUGUAGUCCUGGCGACAGAUGGGAUAUGGGAUGCCUUGUCGAACGAGGAGGUGGUAGAGAUAGUGGCCUCAGUAGGAGACCGGUCUAUGGCAGCACAGACGUUGGUAGAGAAGGCGGUGCAGGCGUGGAGGCAUAAGUACCCUCGGUCGAAGACAGACGACUGCGCCGUGGUUUGCCUAUUUUUCAAGAGGGCUACGCAAAUGGUACACUACAAAUCAAGGUAUGCGGAUUUGGACACACAAAGCUUCGUUGGCAGCGUCAACAGUGUGAAUGCCCCUGAGACUGUGUUGAAUGUCAACCUUGAUGAGCAAUCAGUGAGACGACCAAGGAAAAGAAGAUUGGGGAAGAGACUUGAGAGUGUCCAAGAGUGAAUUUAAUAAAUUGUAAAUAUUUUUAACUACUUUUUUCAUUUCAAGCAAAGAAUGUAUAUUCAUGAUUUAGUGUUUUGUAGUCAUCAGACUAUUUUACCAAGAUAUUUGAACUUUUCCUAU
Molecule: messenger RNA, 1343 nt
Organism: Salvia splendens (bonfire salvia)
Lineage: Eukaryota; Viridiplantae; Streptophyta; Magnoliopsida; Lamiales; Lamiaceae
Product: probable protein phosphatase 2C 65
Exons: 5
Coding region: 27-1223 (398 amino acids)
Biological process (GO): protein dephosphorylation
Molecular function (GO): protein serine/threonine phosphatase activity
Source: RefSeq, a predicted model, not a curated record